GUUGGUCCUGGAGCAGAUGAGCGCAGAAUAUUUAGGCAAAACCGAGAGGAGGGGGGGGAGCACGGGGCAGGAGGAGUACCUCGGCCAAGAAAAUUAUGCAUGCGUUAGGCAAGCUCUGAGAGAAUGGCUGUGGAAGCUCUCCACUGUGGUUUGAAUCCGAGGGGCAUUGAUCACCCUGCCCAUGCUGAAGGAAUUAAGCUGCAGAUUGAAGCUGGAGGUGUAGAAUCUCAGUCCAUUAAAAACAAAAAUUUCCAGAAGGUGCCUGACCAAAAAGGAACCCCCAAGAGACUGCAGGGAGAAGCUGAGACAGCAAAGUCAGCUACGGUGAAGCUGUCAAAACCAGUGGCCCUGUGGACGCAGCAGGAUGUCUGCAAGUGGCUGAAGAAGCACUGUCCAAACCAGUAUCAGAUCUACAGAUCAGCGUGGGGAUUUUGUGAAGAUGAAGACUCUCUCCGUGGAAGAAUCUUUCCUUGUUUUCUGCUCAUUAAAUCAAGCGUAUUGACUUUGCUGACUGAUUAGCUACAUAUGUGAAACUAAUGAUGUGGAAGAGUCAAUAGGAGAAAGUCACUUUCCCUGCCAAACCAGUCCUAUCCUGUCAAUCAUAUGGCUGUGAGGUACACUCUACUUUGUUCCCGCCCAGAGGUUGUCUAAGUUUCUGAAGUGAAGUUGUGCUUGCUGCUGUCGCUGAGAUGAACACAUUGACGUCACGUGGGGAAACAACAUUUCCAUCGAGGGUGUUAAAGCCUUCCCUUGAGAGGAUAAGGAAGUGUUUGGGUUCAGAAAAGCAGGGAAUGGCGUGGGUAAGAAAUUGCUGUCCCCACCUUCGUGCCCACCCCUACAGUAAGGAGGAACAUAUCUGAACUUGAUCUGGGCCUAGAUUCCGCCUGUAUAUUGGCAGCUCUCCUCCACAGCCGUGCAUGGAAAGAUAGGGCUGAGGAACUAUGGGAAGAAAUGCUUGAGAUUCAUGAGUCCGGCCUAGAACCUUC
Molecule: messenger RNA, 986 nt
Organism: Alexandromys fortis (reed vole)
Lineage: Eukaryota; Metazoa; Chordata; Mammalia; Rodentia; Cricetidae
Gene: Samd12
Product: sterile alpha motif domain containing 12
Exons: 4
Coding region: 124-519 (131 amino acids)
Biological process (GO): cell surface receptor protein tyrosine kinase signaling pathway
Cellular component (GO): cytoplasmic side of plasma membrane
Molecular function (GO): protein binding
Source: RefSeq, a predicted model, not a curated record